GACAGUUGACGUCUGGUAAACAUAACCUAAAAACUUUUUAAUGUUUACUUCUGUAAAUAUAAUUAAAAUACUGUUAUUUCUAUUGUUAUUAUUCAGUUAAGUAUACCAAAAUGUCAAUCGAUGCUUAUUUUUGUUUUUGCUGUUUAUCUACCAAUGAUUUAAUAAAUUUAUACAGUGACAAACCAGACACAAACUACGCCGAAAUGCUAAAAGAUCUUUAUUCUAUUCUUCCUUUACAAGAAGAUUACGAAGAUGAUAGUUUCGUGUGUGAAGAGUGUGCCCGGGCGCUGCAGGAGGCACGGAAGUUCAGGCGCCAAGUUUUUGACACGCUCAAUGCUCUGCAGGUUAAUGGAUUAAUUGAACUGGAGACAUCAGACAAAUGUACAAUAGUAAGGAAGGUCUCCGGAGAAUUUGUUUUAGAAGCAGAUGUCAAAUAUAAUGUUGAUAACAAAACGCAGAUAGAAGAAGAUAAACAAGAUCUAAAACAUCCAGACUCAACAGAAAGAGACAAAGCACAACCCAUCAUAGCACUAGAAAGAGAGAAGCGCAUCACAGUAGCCCGGAAACGGAAGAAAGAGCCAACUGUCAAGAAUGAGGUACAAUAUGAGGUCACGGAAGAUUUCAAGUGUGUCGAGUGCGGGAUGGUGAUGCCUAACGCAUACGUGUACCAUGCGCAUAUGAAUAAGCACUUCCCCAAUCAUAUUUGUGAAACUUGUGGGAAAGGUUUCCUGACGAAAAAGAGACUCAAACGCCACAUGCCGUCUCACAUCAAAGGCCCGUUCAAAUGCGAGCAGUGCGACGCGGAGUUCCACAACUACAACUCUUUGAAUUCACACAGACAACGCAAGCACAAGUCCGUGGAGCUGUACGCGUGCCCGCACUGCCCGUCGCGCUUCCCCACACUGACGCGGCGCGCGCGCCACCUGGCCGCGCGGCACGGCGCACGCGCACCGCACACCUGCUCCGUCUGCUCCAAGGACUUCUUGCUCGCAGGAAACCUGUCGACUCACAUGCGGAACAAGCACUUCAAGGAGAAGCGUCACUUCUGCGUGGAGUGCGGCGCCGGAUUCUUCCAGAAGCAGGAGCUGCGCGGGCACAUGGCGGCGCACACUGGCGCCAACGACUACCAGUGCGCGCUCUGCGACAAAAGUUAUCCUCGCAAGAAGGCGCUGGACGUCCACAUGAGGGGCCACCGCGACGAGCGGCGCUUCCACUGCGACCUCUGCGGCAAGAAGUUCCUGCAAAAAUGCACCUUAAUUACACACGCUAAGACUCACAAUCGGGACGGGCAGAAGCUUGACACUUUAUAA
Messenger RNA from Cydia amplana, 1310 nucleotides. Its product is annotated as gastrula zinc finger protein XlCGF57.1-like. Lineage: Eukaryota; Metazoa; Arthropoda; Insecta; Lepidoptera; Tortricidae. The record is from RefSeq and is a predicted model, not a curated record. Bases 111 to 1310 code for a protein of 399 amino acids. Gene Ontology annotation, biological process: regulation of transcription by RNA polymerase II. Gene Ontology annotation, cellular component: nucleus. Gene Ontology annotation, molecular function: zinc ion binding; DNA-binding transcription factor activity, RNA polymerase II-specific. The transcript is spliced from 8 exons.